UCAUACCUUUCUUGGAUUUUGGCAAUAGUUUUGAUUUUUUUGUGUAUAUCGAUGGAUCUUAAUGAGGACCAAGGAUAACCUAAUGAUUAAUCCUUGCAGUUAAAAGAAUUCCAUCCAGUUUGCUGUCACUUCUUUUGAUGUGUGAGUUUUCCCAUUUUUUCCCCUCCCCAUUCUGUUGGGAAUCAGUAUGGACCGGACCCAGGAUCAGCCGUCAGGUUGGAGCGCCAUUCAUCCCAGCUUUAAGCCACCAUUACAAGAAAAACUCAACCAUACCUACAGGUUUCACAAUGCUCUUAUGCUGUCAUCCACCCACAGCUCCCCCAUUGCUGCUGUUCAUCAGCCUCUACCCUCACUGCUGCCCUCCUCUUUUGUUCCACACUCCUAUUUUUUCUCUUCCCCGGUAAUUGCCACAACAUCUUACUCAGACUUAAGGGAGUCAUCCACCAACUUUGUUCCUUUGUCCCUUUCCAACAUCACAUCUGGUGAUUUGAAUGACCUGGAGAGUAUGCUCCUGUGGACCCUCCAUGAACCCAGCACCAUUGCUCUGACAGUCAUGUACUGUUUCUCUUUUAUCCUGGGAUUCAUUGGGAAUUUAAUGUCUCUGCGAGUUCUCACCAGUAGGCACAGUCGGCGGCUAGCUGGUGUCAGUGCUACGCGCAGCCUCCUGGUGAAUCUGGCAGUGUGUGACCUGGCUGUGGUGUGUGUCUGCAUGCCCAUCACGCUGGGAAACCAGAUCUAUGCCGCCUGGGUCUACGGGGAUCUCUUGUGUCGGGCCGUGCCCUUCACGCAGGCUGUCUCAGUCUCAGCCAGUGUGCUGACGUUAACGGUUAUUAGUGUGAAUCGUUACUACAGUGUUCGAUCACCGCUUAAAGCUCGCACCAUGUUCACCCGCCAGCGAAUCUUGGCAACGGUUGCUGUGGUGUGGACAGUAUCUUCGAUGAUGUGUGCUCCAAUUGCAGUGAUGAACCGGCGGCGAGAGAUCAACUUUGAGUUUUUUACCAUCUUGGUUUGCCAGGAGGAGUGGCCUCAGCAUCGCCUUAAACAGGGAUACAACGUGUUGCUGUUUGUGAUGCUGUACUGUUUGCCAGUGACAUUUAACCUCACCAUUGGCUUCCUGACUGGCAGAAGGCUGUGGGGAGGGAAAAAAUCUGCUUUCGCUGACCUGGACCCUCGUAGUAAAGCUGUCCACAUGUCUCGCCUGAAGACACGGCAGAAAAUCGCCAAGAUGGUGGUCUGCCUGGUGCUUCUGUUUGCUGUUUCUUGGCUUCCACUUUAUUUGGCUGACCUUUGGAUCGACUGCGAACAAAGGCCGUCAUCUUGGAUCCUGCAGACACGUCCAUUUGCUCAGUGGCUGGGCCUGACAAACUCGAGCCUUAACCCCAUAUGUUACUGCUUCAUUGGAGAUCUGUAUCGCUCAGCCCGGGUCAUACGGACGAGAUACAAUCAGAAAGUAGCAUCUCUCUUUAGCAACUCCUCAUUUUCCUCAGUUGCCGUGGCAUCUGCCUCCACAGUGAUUACAGACACCAAAGUGACUUCAUCUGAGCACCACCGCAUAGCAGCUGCUGUGGCAGCAUCGGCAUCUAUGGUUAGGAUCCCUAGACCUUUGAGCUUGGCCAGAGGCCAGGGACUGGGGAAGAAGGUUAGAGACUCUCCAGACAGUGAAGUGGGAUCUGACCACAGUAUCUCAGACUGGUGUCAGUCCAGUCCCUCUGUGUGUGACGGCGCUCUGUUUCCCUGUCAGCCUGAUACGCCCCGACAAUAUACACAAAAAGCAGAGUGUUUGCCAACAAGAAGGCAGACUGUUAACGAUAUUGCAGUAUCAUUACCUUUACAAAGUGAAGCAGUGGAAAUAGACCUGCUGCCUCUGAGAAGGCAUUCAGGAGAUGGAGUAGAUGUUCUUGCAGCUGAUAAGAGAGGCAUUAUUAUCCUUGGUGGAAAGACAUUCCUCAACACUGGGCAGCACCCUGGAAAAACAUCACAGAACUACUCUCUCAAAGGAGACAAAGAUGACGAAACAACCAAUGUGACCAAGCUAUGAGCCCUUAUAAAUUGGGUGUAUCAGGAAAAAGGAUUUUUUUUGUCCAGCAAGGAGUAAAAACACACCGCUUCCUAUUCUCAAGUGACAAGCAUGAAUGAAUCCAUUGCAGAAACAGCUAUUUGUGUUGUGGAUAAACUGACCUUGCGUUCACUCUCCUUCUCACUGCAUGAAGUAGUUGCUCACUGUUUCAGAUGAAGUAUUUCAGGAUCAGAUCGUGGGGAGCAGCAGUCAAGUGAACCUGCAGGGGAACAGAUGAAAUGUUAUUUUGCUAGUUAUCAAUGAGAAGGUUGAACUGCAGCAGUCUAUCAUAACAUGUACGCCAUGUCAUAUUCACAGCAGUUCCUAUCAUCUGCUGAGAACAAUAACCCAGCAGGAUGUAAGAUUUCAUGUGUUCUGAGUGAAGAUUCUUUCUUUUCUCAUUGCUUUCCUAAUGGUAAUACGUAAAAUGUUACUUGUAUUUGUUACUCACAGAACAGCUCAGACCUCUUGCCACACCGCAAUAUAGGAAAAUACAGCAUGAGAUUUUUUCAUGAUCACCAACAAUGACUGCACAAGUUGCAACAUAUGUAGACUCCAUUAUUAUUGUAAGUGUGUCUAUUAGGAAUCAUUAACAAGGCACAGUAUCAGUAAAAAGAACAAAAGACGUUACUGUUUUUGUUUAAUCUGCAGGAAUAACAAAUGACUCAAUGAGGAAAGAUCCAUAUGUCAAAGCUUCGCCAUUU
Molecule: messenger RNA, 2760 nt
Organism: Cololabis saira (Pacific saury)
Lineage: Eukaryota; Metazoa; Chordata; Actinopteri; Beloniformes; Belonidae
Product: galanin receptor 2a-like
Exons: 2
Coding region: 188-2038 (616 amino acids)
Biological process (GO): neuropeptide signaling pathway
Cellular component (GO): membrane
Molecular function (GO): peptide binding; G protein-coupled receptor activity
Source: RefSeq, a predicted model, not a curated record